Seriola aureovittata is the source of this 3544-nucleotide messenger RNA. RefSeq lists its product as uncharacterized. The record is from RefSeq and is a predicted model, not a curated record. The transcript has 7 exons. Bases 447 to 2621 code for a protein of 724 amino acids. Gene Ontology annotation, cellular component: synapse. NCBI's taxonomy places the organism in Eukaryota, Metazoa, Chordata, Actinopteri, Carangiformes, Carangidae.
UCCUGCACAGCUCGAUCAAGAAACAGAGCCAGGAAGCUUUUCAAAGUCGACUCAGAGAGGAGAGGAGGUGGGGGGAGCUUGCAGCAUGUCCUUCCAGAAGGCCUCAUGACAGAGUUCAUCCACAGGCAGAGCAGGGAGGAGGCAAUAAUCAUAACACACUGCACGCAUGGCCAGAGAGAGGUGGGCUGUGUCAGGGGAGGGGCUCAUCCCGGACCCACACCAGCGCUAAAAGUGUAAAAUUCCAGUGGCUGCUGGAGGAAAAGAUUGAAGCCAAACUGAAGUUUUCACAGUUCUUGGAUGAGGUGACAUCCAACGUGUUUGACCCAAACAGCCUGCAGGCUUUUGGGAGGCCAGUCUCGCCCUCCAGCUCCACCACCACAAACCCAGAUCAGACUGAAGAAAAGAUCCAAGUGGUGACUCAGUGGAGCCCCAGGCUGUCCCGCUCAAUGGCCCAGCAGCAGGGCUCUUUAUUCGAGCAGAAGAAGCCCCAAAAAAAGCCGACUCCCCCUGACCUGACACAGAAAACGUAUCUGGAGACGGACAUUGACGCUGUGAGGGCCGAUGACGAGCAGCAGGAUCAGGAGAUAAAGGCAGAUACAUCGGCACAGCUGGAUCUAGACGAGAAAAACGUGAUUCCACCUCCUCCGCAGUUCUGUCAAGGGUUUGAGAUGAAGAGUCCCUUUCUGGAGUUUUAUUGUGACUUCCCCAGAUACCCCUACAGAUCUGCCUCUCUGCCCAGGGGCAUCAACAUGGUGCCUGAUGAAGAGAUGAACAGCAUAGACACUAUCAGCUCAUUGCUGGAGCAGAAGGAGGACUUACGGAAGAGGCUUUCCUACACGACUCACAAGCUGGAGCUGCUGCAGAGCGAGUUCGACUCCACGCGGCAGUACCUGGAAACGGAGCUGCGCCGAGCACAGGAGGAGCUGGACAAGUUUACUGAUAAACUGCGCAGAAUACAGAGCAGCUACUCGGCACUGCAGAGGAUCAACCAAGAUCUGGAGGAGAAGAUCCACAGAAAUUCCCAGCACCACGACGAUGAGAAACGAGCUUUGAGCAGAGAGAUCAUCGUUCUCAACAACCACCUGAUGGAGGCCAAGCUCACCAUCGAGAAGCUGCGAGAGGACAAUGAUCUGUACAGAAAGGACUGUAACCUGGCUGCUCAGCUUCUCCAGUGCAACAAGUCUCUUUACAGAGCCCAGCUCUCUGAGCUGCCUGCUGAUUUUCAGGAGCGACUGACCAUGCACAUGGAGGAGCCUCCUCUCUGUCACACCUACCCCGACACUGUCCCAGCCUCUCUCAUUGCCAAAGUGCUCGAGAAGCCAGACGAAGCCUGCAGCAGCAGCCAGGCCUCCCGCUCCCCAAGCCCCCAAACCCAGGACCAUGCUUUUAUUUUGGAGAGCUUGGGCCCAGGAGAGCGCCUGGGGCUCCGUGCAGCCUACAAAUCCGACCUGUACAGCAGUGACACGGCCCUGUACUGCCCUGAUGACCGGCACCGUGAGCGGAGACCCAGCAUGGACCUCCACGGUCAGAGGAAGCUGCUGUAUGGGCCCCAAAACUCCACCGACAGCACUCCAGAGGAGGGGUCAGUUGGGUUAAGAGCCGGCUUCUCACAGGAGCACUUCGCUAAAUUCCCCGCCACUCUGGGUGCAGGCUCCAGCUCCUACUCCAGCUUCAGCGGUGGGGGAUCUGAGGACAAAGGCAACGGCCCACCCAGCAGUGUAGCUUCCUCCCCUCGCCAUCAUUCCCUCUACAUGGACUGGAGAGACGCAGGUGACUAUGAGAGAAAGAGCGAUUCAUCCUGGGAGAGGGACAGUCCAAGAGGCUUUGCCAACGCUCAUCCCUUCCAGCAGACGGAGCUGAGCCACCAUCAGAACGGCAGCUCACCUGUCUACAGCCGCACCAUGUCCUCCUGUUUCAGUGAACCCUAUGAGCCACUCCCUCCCUCUUCAUCCCCAAGUGUUGCCUAUGGAGACAGUCGACGAGGUAGCACAUUAGCCCCCGAGGAGGAAGAGCUGAUUGGUCGAUGGAGACAACUUAGUGUGGAGGAUUUAAGUGCCCACACCUACCGCAGCCCAGGCCGGGCCUCACCUUACAGCUUCUCAGAGCAGCACUUCUCUGUGCGGCCUGCUAAGAUUCGACUCGGGCCGCUCUACAGCAGCUUCCAGGAGGGGGCUGACUAUUAUCAUCACGGAGUGGGUGUCAUGGACCCAGUGUGGGUGGCCGCCAGCCCCAGCCCCGAAUGCAGCCCAGGGCUGCGACAGGCACACAGCCAAGCCCACAUCUACCGAGCUGAGGACAGUCAGGAGUCGGAGCACAGCCUCUACCACUCAGGGAGCUCCAAAGACAGGGAGGGCAACGUGGCAGCUGGUGGCCAGAGCACGGAUUAUGUAGACCCCAGUCCCAACAGCUCCACCGAGUCUCUCAACCAGAGGACCUUGGAGAUGGCCGCAGAGCUGCAGCACUAUCAAGUGGAGAUGCACAGCUUGCCUGCACAGGUGAGCCAGUCGCCACCACCGGCCCCACCCCCUCCUCCUCCGUACAACCAAAAAUUUGGCUCCCUGGGACUUUCCAGGAAGGACAGUCUGACCAAGGCCCAGCUCUAUGGAACACUUCUGAACUGAAGGACUUUCCAAUCAGGUUCAUUCUUUGAUAGGAUUUUAGAUGCAAAGCCCUGAUGUGUCCAGCUACACCUUCUGUUAGAACAACCAUUUUGAUAGAAAAUGGUUUGAAUAGAAGCCAGGAGCCAAAUGAUUCAGUACCAUGAACAUGUAACUAUUGCUGAUUAUCUAAAAGCUUCAGUUGUAUGGCAGUGGAUGGCAACAGUUUACACUACAAUUGUCCAGAGCAAAUCAGUGACGUUAAGAGUUGGAUGUGGGGCAACAGGAGAGGUGGAGCUCAAGCAGCCCUUAAAUUUGUAAGAAUGUGUAUGUAUUUAAAUUACAAAUGUAUAAAUAUAUACUUGUAACUACAAAUUGAGUGAUAUAUUUUGUAUGUGGCUGUUAGCAAGAAAUAAUGUACAUCCAAAACAAUCACACAAAAUGCAAAUCUUCUUGAUAAACCUGGAACUUGUACAUAAAUUAAGAACUGCCAAUCCUAUAUUUGAGAAUUCAGAAAGGUAUAUUAAGUGAGAAGUAAACUGCAUAUAGAUUAGUUUCAGUCAUUAUUUUUAAUCGGCUGAAACAGUGUUGGCCUUGGGAGGAUUUAGAUGUGAAUGUUAAACAUAAGGGGAUGUUAAAAAUGAUUAUUAAUCACUCAAAUGAACAACAGGAAACAUAUAUUUUGUUUUUCUUCUGUUGAUUGAAUUUGACAGUAUUGAUGGGUGUGUUAUAUUGUUAUUGAUGGAGCGUUUUGAGAUCUGUCUUAGCAGUCAGUAUUACUUUGUUUUUGCUCUUCUAUAUCCCACGGAGAGGUUUUCUUGCACCCAUUCUACCUCAGAUUUGGAUGCCCACACCCCAUUAAAAAACUGUAACCUUGUUUCUUUGACUACGAUGCAUGUUUAUAUAUUUUGGUUGUUUUGUUCGCCUAAUAAAGCACAAAUUACACA